UCGUCGUCGAUGAGGCGGUCGUCGCGCAACGUAACCUCAGUCGCUUACGUGGAAACACGCCUGUCGGGCGACGUUGGUAGAAAAUCGAGCGAACGUAGCUUAUAAUAUAUACCAAGCGGACACGGAUAUUUAUUGUACGACGCCGCGUGAAAAAACGCGCGAUUCCAUCGCUGUUUUCUCUCUCCUUCUCUCUCUCUGUCUCUGCGUGCGUGCCAACGUUCACGCGUUUACGAGUCAUCGGUGCCUUCGUGCGCGCGCGAGAGUACUCAGUGAGCAUAGAAAAGAAUCACGUUGUAAUCCGCGACGAGAGACACGCACGCGAGAAACGACGGAGAGUCACGUUGAUACCGCUUAUUGUCAAGCAGAGAAGGACAGGGAGCGGAGUACGUGCCCUGCGUGCGAGAAGGAGAAAAAGAGAGGAGAGGCGCGCCGCACCGUUUGGUUGGAGAAAGGAGCUGCUCCGUGAAAAUCUCGCGCUCCCCUCCGACACACUACACAAGGUGUCGAAGGCACGUCGCCGCGUGUGUUCGACCGAAUUUCGCGGUCCCGUGCGAGCGAGCGAGACGGACGUGAGAGGAGAGGAAAAAAAGAGAGGUAGACGCGUAAGAGAUAUAUAGGCGCAAUCAAAGGCGGUAGACAAGGACAUCGCGGUAGCAAGGAGAAGGACGCGGAACGGGCGUGGAAGGGAGAGCAGAAUAAGCGGCGAUCAAGUGGGAGAGAUACGGACUCCGUGGGAGCGAGACGGUGAGUGAUAGAGAGCGAGAGAGAGAGAAGGGAAGAGUCGGAGCCGUCGGAGCGGAGCGAGAGAACCGGAUAGCGACUCGGUGGAGAAAGCGUGACAGACGUAUUCCCAAUAGAGCGAAAGAGGGGAGUGGGAGACGCACGGGAGUGUUUCCCAGGUGCGCGAGAGAGACGGAGACAACGAGCGCUUUGGAGAGGGAGCGAGGCGCAGUCGGAUUAGAGUGGGGAUAGAGGCGCAACCCGAGCGGUGCUGCCGCCUAUUGGCAACGUCGCGUCGGCUCCCCACCCGGGCCAGUGUCGAGCGAGGUCUGACGGAGAGUUCUUACGACAGUGUGAUUUUCUCUCGUGUAGUCGCACAGUGCCUGGGAGGACAGUUUCGUUCUGAAUACGUUCGAGAUACAUUUUAUCCAUUCGUAAUCUUUUUAAACGCACGUCAGGCGGAGAGAGGAGGAAAGAGAAAGAAAACGAGAGAAAAGGGAGCAGUCGACUCCCCUCCGAAAAGAAAAAGAAACGUACAGUGACAGUUAUCUUUUUAUUCAACGUUUUCGUUAAAAUUCCACAUACGUGUAGACGCAGGGCACGAAUCUUUCCGUUCGCGAGAGAGUCGAAAGAGCCGUAACGUCUCGGUACGCGGCUCUCCCACCACAGUCAUCGAUUUCCCACGCGACGCGCUUACUCGCGCCGCACUGGUGAGGGAAUUCGCGAGGGUGAAGUAGGAUUCCUCGGCAAAGAGCAAACGAGACGUGGCAACGCCGCCCGUAGCAGCGGCGGCGGCGGCGGUGGUAACAGCGAGAGAACAGCGAGCAACGGCGGCGGCAUCAGCAACGGGAACGGCCGACGCGCUUUACGGAGCAGCGGCAGUAGGCGGCGCUGGUGCUGCGCCCCGACGGCCGUCGAUCGAAGCCCGCGUUAUCGCAAUGGCUUCCGUGAAAGACACAGCGACUUUCUUCGCGGAGGGCACCGCGACGCAGUUCGACCACGUUCUGAAACUUUAUCCGCAGGCGCUGCGCCUCAAGGCCGAUCACAAGUCGAAAAAACCCGAGGAGCUGAUCAAGCUAGACAAUUGGUAUCAGAAUGAGCUUCCGAAGAAGAUCAAGGCACGCGGCAAGGACGCGCAUCUCAAUCACGAGGAGCUGGUGCAGACGAUGAAAUGGAAGCAAAUACGCGGCAAGUUCUACCCACAGCUGUCCUACCUGGUGAAGGUGAACACACCGCGCGCCGUGAUGGCAGAAACAAAGAAGGCGUUCAAGAAGCUCCCGAAUCUCGAGCAAGCGAUCACGGCGCUGUCGAAUCUGAAGGGCGUCGGUACCACGAUGGCAUCGGCCCUGCUCGCCGCGGCGUCGCCGGAGAACGCGCCCUUCAUGGCGGACGAGUGCCUGAUGGCGAUACCGGAGAUCGAGGGUAUCGAUUACACCACUAAGGAAUACUUAAACUUCGUCCAGCACAUUCAGAACACCGUCGAGAGGCUGAACAAACAGGCAUCAAAUGGCAAGACAUGGAGCCCACAUAGAGUCGAACUGGCGUUGUGGACACAUUAUGUGGCAUCCGAGCUGAAGCCGGAACUGCUCGACGGCAUCCCGGGCUCGACAGAGAAUGGCAAUUCGCACAGCGCCAGCAACGGCGAGGCGACAGAGCCGUCGGAUGAUAGUAAUCAAGAAACAGUGGCGAAUGGCAAAGACACGCCGGCGGCGCUCGAUCCGGCGGCGAUCGAUGAGAACAGCACGACGACAUCUUUCACCGAGGAUUCGAUGGAUAAACCGGCGACGCCAAUCACCGCCAGCGAUCAUCCCGUCGUGGGCGCCAGCGAGGACACGAAUGAUUCCCUCAUUACCAACGACAGCAGCAACAACGCGACGCCACGACCUACCGAUAGCGAGGACACCGAAGAGGACUCGCAGGACACGCAGGAGCCGCCCACCAAGAAGAGCAAGAAGUGACCCGAUCGGCUCGGUGACGCGACGAGCAACAACGUCAGCACUUUCGUGCCCGCCAGAAGUCUGUCGAUCAUCGCGGCACCGCGCCGUCGAUUCUGAAUCAUCAAACGGAUGAUGGGACCGACGGACGUACGGACGACGGACGGACGGAUAGGUAGUAUAGAGAUGGAUGCACGGACGGACGGACGGACGCGGAUGGAUGGAUGAAUUACUCUAUUGUGCGAUUGCUUGGACGGAGCACAGCCGCUCACUUCAUCCUCGACUCUUGCUGAAGAAGAGAGAAAAGGAGAGGAAAGAAGAGGAGGAUUCGCAUGACCCCGGAGAUUCGGAUGGAGAUUCUGGGAUCCUCGAAUCCUCGAGUUCUCUCACUUUGUUUCUCUCCUCUUUCAAAUCCUUCCCGCAUCUUGCCCACGGUCUCGUUAUAUCUCGUUUCUUUAUGCUCCUCCCGUUCUGGUAACGAUUUUUACCAAGUGACCGACGAGUUCGUAUCCUCGUCUGACGACUGCUGGAUCCUCGCCGUUGUUGUUGUUGUUCGGACAAUCUCGCGCGUUCACAGAAUGUUAACAAGAGUUUUGCACCACCUUUUGAUUAUGGAUCUCCUGUAUAAAGUAUGUUGGAGCGGACGAGGAAACGUGAAAGUAUAUACUCAGUGUUAUUAGAAAUAAAGGACCUUUCACGAAUCUAGUGAUAAGCCUUUGUAUCCCUGGCACUCUUGACGGGUUUUUAAUUGUCUUUUUCGUUUUUUUUUUUUUUUUAUUAAUUUCUUUGAUCAAUAUGUCAUUCCCGAGGCGUUUAAUACUUGCGGUAUUUAGGAUUUUUGUUUCUUCGAAUUACAUUGAGCACUUUGGAUUUUCGAAUUUGACAAGAUUUAAAAGCUUGAAGAAAUUGAGGAUUUCUAUAAUUUGAGAAGAUAAAGCUUUAAAGUUUUCAAAAUUAGUAAUUUAAAUAGAAUUAUUGUGUUUAUAGAAUUUCGAGAAAAUUUUGUCGAUAAUUUUUUUUUUGUUGAAUAUUUGCGUUAUUGAAUCCUUGAAUUGCCGAUUCUCUGAAUACUCGAACGCCUCUUCUUCCACGGCUCCUCGUUCGCCGCUCUUCAAACACAACUGAAACUGCCGUUCUACAAACAAGAAGAUGAUGCAAAACUUUCUUGAUACACAUCGUCCACUUUCUAAUUCACCCUUCGCGAUGUCACAUGUCGUAAAUAAUUAACGAGACUCCCUCGUGAUGUUCUAUUUAUCACCGUCGCAACUUUUUGUUGAAGUAUCUACGAUCGUCACAAAGUAUUCGACGCACGUAUUUUUUUUUAAUUCCAUACCCCCGAGGUCAAUAAUCAGAUCAAUUUCAAAGAACGAUCUCGUAAAGCGAUGUUGCAUGUCUACGCGUAAACCACGAUUAACUCUACGAAUAGAGUGAAGCCGUGACUUUAUAUGCGAUGUUUAUAUGCGAAUGCAUAUGCAAUAAGAAGCAGAGAUACAUUUUUUAUUUUCCAUUUACUCCGAGACUGCAUACAAUGCGAUAAUGAGAUGAUUUUACGCGCGUAAAUAUUCAGCAUCGGCACGAAGCUUCGUGAAUUCUUCGAAAGAUUUCAGUUCUUCGUAUCCUAGAUGUUUAGAGAAGACGGCAGAGCUUUCAGUUUUCUCGACAAUUAAAUUUCCGUAUUCUUAAAUUCAUGGAAUUCUUGAAAGGAAUCUGCGAAUUGCAGGACCGUAAAUUAAUUUCAGGACGCGUGCGUCACUUUCAGUUAAUCAAUAUUCGAUCACGCCUUAUCAGUCUCGCGCGACGUAAGUCAAUACGGCGGAGUUCUCGAAUCAUUCCUUCGGAAGCGACAAUUAUUGUUGAAAGGAGAAGGAAAAGGAGAGGAAAAGAGAGAUUGGGUGAAAUGUAUGUGAAUGAGGAGAGGAGGAAGAAGAGAGCAAAGCACUCCGUGAGUAGCAAAAAUAAGGGCAGAGGAAAUACUGGACACAAUGAUAAUAUUAAUAUUAAUAAUA
This is a messenger RNA of Trachymyrmex cornetzi, 4660 nucleotides long. RefSeq names its product protein amun (gene Amun). The transcript has 4 exons. Lineage: Eukaryota; Metazoa; Arthropoda; Insecta; Hymenoptera; Formicidae. The record is from RefSeq and is a predicted model, not a curated record. The coding region runs from base 1659 to 2678 and encodes 339 amino acids.